GGACAAAAGGCGUAAUACUUAAAAAACAAUUAAUUCACACAAAUUGGUUUGCGUAUCUCCCCUAUAAAUUACAAGACUAAUUUCCAUUGUUUUCUCCAACUACCCUUUUUUAUGUUCUCUCUCUUACUUACCAACCAAAAUGAAGAUUAAUUUGUUUGAUAAAAGUAUGAGUGCUCUUUCUCUUCUUCUUCUACUAGCAGUUAUAGCAAGUCUAACAGUCACAGCAAAUGGUUGUGAUGAGGAGUUAUCGAGUGUGGUAAGGCGCAGGAGAACAAAAUCAAUCAAGGGUUGUAAUAUUUUCAAAGGAAGUUGGGUAUAUGAUGCAUCAUAUCCACUUUAUGAUGCAAAAACUUGUCCGUUCAUUGGAACUGGUUUCGAUUGCCAGAAAAAUGGAAGGCCUGAUAAGUAUUAUCUCAAGUAUAGAUGGCAACCUAAUGGCUGUGAUCUUCGAAGGUUUAAUGGAAAAGCUCUACUGGAGAGAUGGAGGGGAAAAAAGAUAAUGUUUGUCGGGGACUCAUUAAGCUUCAAUCAAUGGGAAUCACUAACAUGCAUGCUUCAUUCUGCGGUGCCUCAAUCCAAGUACACCCUCGUUACUAAAGGCACCCUCUCCGUCUUUUCAUUUCCGGAGUAUGAGACAUCAGUGAUGAUGAUGAAAAAUGGAUUUCUGGUAGAUGUAAUAAGCAAUCAAGUUGGAAGAGUACUCAACUUGGAUUCAAUUAAAACUGCUUCUACCUGGUUAGGUGUUGAUGUCCUCAUUUUCAACUCUUACCACUGGUGGACUCACAGAUGGGAUUAUUUCAUGGUUGGAGGGAAGCUUUUGAAAGGCAUGGACCAUAUGAAAGCCUUCAAAAUCGCAUUGACAACUUGGGCUAACUGGAUCGACGCUAACAUCGACACUACAAAAACUCAAGUUUUCUUCCAAGGAAUUUCAGCUGCUCAUAUGAAUGGAAGCGAAUGGAAACAGCCAAGAGCCAAAUUUUGUCGACGACAAACACGACCAGUAAGAGGGUCAGUGUAUGCAGGGGGUCGCCAUCCUGGAGAAGCCAUCAUAAAGAGUGUACUCAACAACAUGAAGAGGCCUGUUCAUUUACUUGACAUUACUCUUCUUACUCAAUUAAGAAAAGACGGCCACCCUUCUACUUACGCGGGUCUCAAAUUAGUCGAUUGUAGUCAUUGGUGUCUCCCUGGUGUUCCCGAUACUUGGAAUCAACUUCUCUAUUCUAUUUCGAUUCAACAAUAGUUUCACAUUACUUGAAAUUAAAUUUAUUCACAAUUUAUUAUCAAUAUCGCGGCUUUCUUUAAUUGUGUUUUUUGAAUUACAUCAUGUAGAGAUGUUCGUUUUGUCUCAACAAAUCUUUGUUUUGAGAAUUGAAUCACAUAAUGGUAAAUUUUUGUCUCAACUAGUAGAUAAUGUGUGAUAAUU
Amaranthus tricolor (Joseph's coat) is the source of this 1423-nucleotide messenger RNA. Its product is annotated as protein trichome birefringence-like 42. Gene Ontology annotation, cellular component: Golgi apparatus. NCBI's taxonomy places the organism in Eukaryota, Viridiplantae, Streptophyta, Magnoliopsida, Caryophyllales, Amaranthaceae. Gene Ontology annotation, molecular function: O-acetyltransferase activity. The record is from RefSeq and is a predicted model, not a curated record. The coding region runs from base 140 to 1240 and encodes 366 amino acids. The transcript has 5 exons.